GACCGCACUGAAUGUCGCGUUCGCGUGUGAUUUUAUCCCGUUUUAUUUCAUAUUUUUCAUAGAAAAGUUGGUGUUGGUGUUUUAUUCAACUUAAUUUCAUUAACCGCGGCGCGAAAUGGCACAGAACGCCGAUCUAAUUAAACAGGCCAUGUUUGAGGAACUGCAGAAGAUCCUCAACCCGAAUGGUGAAAUACGGCGACAGGCGGAAGAGCGUUUAGCUCAGCUAAAGUAUACCGAAGGUUAUGGCAUUUAUCUAGCGGAAAUAACCAUCAACCAGAAUCUGGACCUAGCACUGCGUCAGCUUGCAUCCGUUAUGCUGAAACAAUACGUCGAGGACUGUUGGGCAGCCGAAGACCAGGAAGGCGAGGCAGCGAAUGGAUUGUGUGCGAACAAUGAGGCGAAGAUUGCCAUCAAAACCAUUCUACCACAAGGGUUAUACGAUCCGAAUAGCAAGAUACGGAGCGUAGUGGCAUAUUCCAUUUCCAAUAUUGCUUCAUACGAUUGGCCAACUGAUUGGCAAGAGCUUUUUGAUAUCAUAGUAAAAUGUCUCAGUGGAAACGAAAACUCCGUCCACGGUGCUAUGAAGGUGUUGGUCGAAUUCACUCUGGAUUUGGACAAGCAGAUCGUAGAUGUUGGACCUAUGAUCCUUUCCGAAGUUUACCGUAUAUUUGAAGCGCAAAAUGUGUACAGCGUAUCCACAAGGAGCUAUGCGGUCGAGAUUCUGAACUCUCUGCUGCGGAGUAUCAACACGCACAUCGAGUCCAAGCAGGAGCAAGCCAACAUUCUGAAUCCAACCCUUCCAACGUUCAUGCAAAAGAUGAUUGAAUGUCUCACUGUACCGAAUGGACCGCACAGUAGUUUUCAACUGAAAACACAGAUUGUUAAGGUUCUCAAGUACAUGAUUUCGGACAUGCCCAAGUUUGCCAAUCAGUAUCUCGCUGCAAUUCUGCCUCCGAUUUGGCAACUUCUGACCCAGAUGGCAGAUAUCUACAUCAAGGUGAUCGUAAAUGAAAUAGAGGAGAAUCCUUUUGUUAGUAAUUCCGAAGGUGAUGAAAGUGAAGACUUUACAGCUAUGAUUCUGCAAACCUUCGAAUUUUUGCACACAAUCAUAGAAAUGAAGAAGUACAAAGGAGCCGUUACGAAUGUGCUGACAGAUCUUAUCUACAUUGUUAUUUUAUACAUGCAAAUGACUGAAGAGCAGGUGCAAAGCUGGCAUGAAGAUCCGGAGAAGUUUGUCGAAGACGAAGAUGAGCAAGGAAUCGAUUUUACUAUUCGAACCACCGUCACCGAUGUGCUGCUAAUCAUUGGCCAAGAGUAUGAACAGAAACUGUUGUCUUGUUUCUCGGAAGCUUUAAGCAAGCACAUUGCAGUGGCAGAUGCUGACCGGAAUGCAGGAAAUCCCAACUGGUGGAAAGUUUACGAGGCCUCGAUGCUGGCCGUGGGUUCUUUUAAAGAUUUGAUCGUCGAGCACGAGGGCAAGUUCGACUUGACUCAGUAUAUGAACUUGGUAAAGAACAUCAUGGAAUACCAGGUCUCACCGUACCUCCUUGGUCGUUGCUUGUGGAUUAUCAGCCGUUACUGCGAUUGUAACAUAUACGACCAGCAAACCCUUCAGCAAGUGAUAGACAUUACGAUCAACAGCAUGUCACCGGAAAAGCCAAUUGUGUUGAAAAUCACAGCAGCCAGAUCAAUCUACGGGUUCUGUACAAACCUGCGUGAAUGCAACGAUGAGCGAAAGAGUUUCCUAGUCCCCAAAUUGGAGCCAUUCUUCGAAUGUAUCAUGCCACUAUUCAGUCAAUCACAGAAUACCGUUCAAGGUCUUCUACUGGAAACAUUGACGGCCAUAAUCUCGUAUGAUGCUAACGUAACGGCUGCCAUUUCGAGUAAGGUUGUAUCUCUCACCAUUGCUAUGUUCCUCAAAUACCACGACGAUCGGUUCAUAUUAGAAAUGGUGCAGGACAUUCUUAAGAUUCUGUCACAAAAUCCCUACUGCUUGAUGCCUCUGCAGGAAAAGAUAAUCCCGACGAUCAUCAGCAUUCUCAAUUCCGAAGGAGCCCAAACAUCCACCAUGCAAGAUAUUGCACUGGACAUUUUGGGUACUGUAGUCAAGUAUUCCAGAGGACCACUCAGUAACAUCAUGGUCGAAAGCGCUUUUCCCGCCGCCGUGCAUUGUAUUCUGCGAAGUGAAGAUCACUCCGUCAUGCAAUCCGGAGGCGAGUGCCUGCGCGCGUUCCUCACCGUCGAUCCCGAGCAGAUUUGUGGCUACAAAAAUGGUGAAGGUCUAAACUACAUCAUGCAAGUUACGACCAUGCUAUUGAACCCAAUGAACACCGAAUCGACUGCUGCAUUCAUCGGUCGGUUGGUAAUUACCAUAAUCACCAAAGUGGGAAAUCUGCUGGGAGAGAAUGUCGAUCUACUGUUGAAAGCAGUCAUCAGUAAAAUGCAGCUGGUCGAAGCAUUGAACGUUAUAAUGAGCCUGGUGAUGAUCUUCGCACAUUUGAUUUUAGUGCAAAUGGACCCUGUUCUCACCUUCCUGAGUACUGUUCCCGGACCGACGGGUGAACCAGCAAUGACCUUCGUUUUUGCAAACUGGCUCAGCCGGCAGCACAUGUUCUACGGGUCGUAUGAAAGAAAGGUCAGCACAAUGGCUCUCUGUAAGUUGUUUGAAUAUGGCGUAACGACCAAGGACGAGAGAUUGAACUCUGUAAUGAUCAAAGAACCGGUGGUCAAUCCUAAUCAGGGUAGGAGAACCCGAUUGGCUGCUGCUAAGUCGCAACAGGAAUGGGUCGAUGUUCCGAUUCUGUUGAAAAUUUUCAAGCUUCUUGUGAACGAACUUUCCAAUCUGAAGGAGGCUAAAGAAGCACUAGUGCAGGGCGAUUCAGCAGAUUCUGACAGCGAAACAGAAGAUGGAAAGGCUAUCAAUUUCACAGCAGCGAUGCUCCUUGAGGAUGAUGAAGAUGAUGACGACGAUCAGCAGAUGAUGCAAGAGCUUAUGCAAAAUCCAAUCUUCCAGUGUGACAUGGAGGAGUAUUUGGUCGAAUUUGUGAAGAGUUUCAGUCGAGAUGAACAUUUCCGUGUGUUUCUGGAGCAGCUGGAAGAUUCGGAAAAACUUAUCCUCAAUGGUUUCGGAAUCAACGUAGCUUGAAUGCAUGUUUUGAAUGCAAUGAGAAAUUAUCAAAAUGGAUUAAUAUUGCCCGACACAUAGUGUGGGCUCAUGUUAUUAUUAUCCUGUAUACUCCCUUACGUUAUGUUUUUAAAUCCAAAU
Messenger RNA from Ochlerotatus camptorhynchus, 3265 nucleotides. RefSeq names its product Importin 9 (gene Ipo9). The record is from RefSeq and is a predicted model, not a curated record. Bases 116 to 3145 code for a protein of 1009 amino acids. Gene Ontology annotation, cellular component: cytosol; nuclear envelope. Gene Ontology annotation, biological process: protein import into nucleus. The transcript has 9 exons. NCBI's taxonomy places the organism in Eukaryota, Metazoa, Arthropoda, Insecta, Diptera, Culicidae. Gene Ontology annotation, molecular function: small GTPase binding.